AUGGACGAUUCACUUGAAUAUUUGCAACCCAAUUUUGAUCCUAGUACUCUUAGGAUCUCCCAGCUCCGUAAUCUUCUCAAUAAACAUGAUAUUGAGUAUCCUACAGCCGGUAAAAAGGCCGAUCUCAUCAAGGUCUUCAAGGAGCAACUCUCCCCCAUUGCAUCUGAUUUACUCAAGGAAUAUACCUCCGCCACUCCCUCGGUCAAAAACAUUGUAGACAUGCCUUCUCGCCACCGCAAUCAUAUAUCAUCUACUGCUGAAACUGCUUCCUCUUCUAGCGGAUCCUCACCAAAAUCAUCUGAGGAUAAACAUUCCCGCAAGAAUCAUCAUCAAAAACACGAAAUCACUCCUAAGAAAUCGUCUUCUUCUUCUUCCUCAACUUCAACCCCAACAGCUAAUCCUACUACCUCUACUACUGAUUCCCCCUCAAAAUCUUCUUCUAAAAAACGAAGUACACGCACGCUCGCAAAGCCUAGUAUCGAUCCUACCUCGCUUAAUUCUAAUGACGAGCUGAACGAUGCCUCAGGUUCAGCAAGUAAUAAUACGCCUACCAAACCAUCUUCCACCCGUACUCCAAAAUCAUCUUCUCCUCUUUUCACUCCGAUUAAAAAGACUGAAACUGCCUCUUCUGUUCAUACACCAACAAAAGAGUCUCCUCUUAAAAAAUCAUAUGUGCCUUCACCCGAAGAUGAAGUCAAAAAAAUCAAGGAGCCUACUUCGCAAGAUGAAAUUAUUGAUGUUGAGAUUGAAGAAACUACAAGUAGUGUUUUAGUUUCCCAGGAAAGUCUCGACAAGGAUAUCAUUAUGACGGACGAAAUUGUUGAAGAAGAAGAAGAAGAAGAAGAAGAAGAAGAAGAAGAAGAAGAAAAAGAAAAAGAAGAAAAGUUGAAACCUGCUCAAACCUCUGUUAAGCCUUCGCCAACAAAGAGCACAUCUUUUACUCCAUUUACCAAAAAUAAUGUUUUCCAAUCAGGAUCAAAUCCUUCAACUCCUGUGUCUCGUGGAAAAAGAAAGCGACCCGUGAAUUCUGAAGAAGAUGACGCAGAAAACUUGGCUAUCCCAGCUAAAAAGCGAGAAUCUGUUGCUUUAAGCGAAGAGGCUGAAGAUGAUGAUGACGUUGAAAUGGAUGACGAAGCAAAGGAGGCUGUCUUGAAAUCCCCAGAGACACCCGAAAGUGGCAUCGCAACAACCUUUGUUACACCUCAAAGCAGACCUCCUAAGAUCGAGCCUUCAUCAAUUCUUAGCCGAUCUUCUAAGCUCACUAAAAGUAAUAUUGUACCAGAAUCCCCUACACAACCUCCCAAGACCCCUAAGAGCUCCAAAAAGGUUAGCUUUAUGCGCCCCCCUGGCCAAAGCCUGUUAACCAAGCUGGCUGAUGAAGAUAAUGAUGGCGUCAAGGUUAUGUUUGCUCCAAAGACACCAGAGAAAAAAUCUGAAAUCCCAUUUGAGCUGGCCAACACCCCUUCUCGAUUUGAGGUCGAAGGUAUUCAUUCUGAUGACGAAGAUGAGACGGAGGCUCUUGAGAAGCUUGAAAAUGAGGUUGAUAAAGAGGAAAGGCAAAAAACUAAGGCAAAAGAAAAAGAAGAAGAAGAAGGUCCCCGCCGUUCACACACUGUGGGCAAGGCUUUUGGUGUUUCUCUUCUUUUGCUUAUUCUUGCUGCUUUUUCGCGGUGGUAUAUUGAGGCAAAAUUUAAUGCUGGCUACUGUGAUGUUGGAUUUGAUUCUAAUGAGCCUGCUUGGGUAAACCACCUCCGCCCGCACUACUCUGCACCUCCUCAAAGGUGGCAAGAAUACUUUGACAAGGAAUACAUAGCCGACUGUGUCAGCGAAGCUCUCGACAAAAUCCGACCAGAGUGUGAGCCGUGUCCAGAACAUGCCGCAUGCUUCCCUGAAUUUAAGGCUGUUUGCGAUGAUGGGUUUCUUCAGAUUGCGUCACCUUGGUCCCUUGGUGGAUACCUUCCUGUGGCACCCCGAUGUGUUCCUGAUACAGAAAAACAAAAGCGCAUUGAAAAGCUUACCAAAAAGGCAUUGGAGAUUUUACGCGACCGCAACGCCAAGUUCAUUUGUGGUGAUAAGGAAACCACCUCUGCUGAGUUUGAAGAAACUGAACUUCGAAAUAUGCUUUACUCUAUGAAAGCAGAGUCUAUUUCUGAUGAAGAUUUCAAUGAUCUUUGGAAUCAUGCAAUUGAAGGCGUUGAAGCUGACGAAGAAGUUAUUAUCCGAGAAUCUGUUAUCACUCACGAAACGGCCUGUACCGAAACCGACGGCUCUGACAUUCACGGAGAAGCUGAGGCAAAUGAGGAGGGAGAGAAGCUUCGGGUACUUUGCCCGGAAGAAGAACAACUCCAACGGUAUUUCCGAAGCGAGUCCCUCGGAAGCAUCAGUGUCGGCUGCGCCAUCCGAAGAUACAUUGCCGGACUCGUGGAAAGAUAUCGAGCGCAGCUUGGACUCUUUUUAGUUUUUGUUGUUGCGGUGACUGGAGGACGAUUAUGGAAACGGGCGCGGGAUGAGCGGAGGGCACGCGCAGAAACACUUGCACUGGAAGCACUUGCGCGGCUGAGGCGACAGGUGCAGUUGUAUAAGGAGGACGAGCGAGGACGCACGACGGCAUGUGUGGCAGUAGUUCAUUUGAGAGAUGAGUUGCUACCUACAAUGCCUGAUUUGAAGGCGCGCAAGCAGGCUUGGGAAGAUGUGGUGCAUAUUGUGGAGAGCAAUUCAAAUGUCCGGGCGAAGCUAAUGGACAUUCGUGGAGAGAUUAUGCGUGUCUGGGAGUGGGUCGGCGCUGAUGCUUAA
This is a messenger RNA of Magnusiomyces paraingens, 2793 nucleotides long. RefSeq lists its product as uncharacterized. The record is from RefSeq and is a predicted model, not a curated record. Gene Ontology annotation, molecular function: chromatin binding. Bases 1 to 2793 code for a protein of 930 amino acids. NCBI's taxonomy places the organism in Eukaryota, Fungi, Ascomycota, Dipodascomycetes, Dipodascales, Dipodascaceae. The transcript has 4 exons. Gene Ontology annotation, cellular component: nuclear inner membrane.